This is a messenger RNA of Diatraea saccharalis (sugarcane borer), 906 nucleotides long. The record is from the annotation of a GenBank genome assembly. NCBI's taxonomy places the organism in Eukaryota, Metazoa, Arthropoda, Insecta, Lepidoptera, Crambidae.
GCAAAUAACCUGUCAAAAAUCGAAGACGCGGAAACCGGGGACGUGCUUUUGUGCAAUUUUCAGUGGUUGCGUUCAUUAUAAAUUAUUAGCAAAAUGACUUUGGAUAUUCGUCCCAACCACACUAUUUACAUCAAUAAUCUCAAUGAAAAAAUAAAGAAAGAAGAGCUCAAGAAAUCUCUUUAUGCAAUAUUUUCCCAAUUCGGACAGAUUUUGGACAUAGUGGCGUUGAAAACGCUGAAGAUGCGUGGGCAAGCUUUUGUCAUUUUUAAGGAAAUUUCAAGUGCCACUGUUGCUUUGAGAAGUAUGCAAGGUUUCCCCUUUUAUGAUAAACCGAUGAGAAUCCAGUAUUCCAAAACAGACAGUGAUGUUAUUGCUAAAAUCAAGGGUACAUUUCAAGAAAGACCAAAACGCCCUAAGAUGCCUAAAGGAUUGGAUGAUGCAAAGAAAAAGAAGAGUAAAGAGGCUGGUCGUCUUGCUGGGCAUGGUGGUGGUCAGCAGAGCUUACUCAAUAAUGUCAAUGUGGAACAACCACCAAACCAGAUUCUUUUCCUUACAAAUCUGCCAGAUGAAACAUCAGAGAUGAUGUUAUCCAUGCUUUUCAACCAAUUCCCAGGCUUCAAAGAAGUUCGAUUGGUGCCCAACAGGCAUGAUAUUGCAUUUGUAGAGUUUGCUAAUGAAAUGCAGUCAGCAGCAGCAAAAGAAGCAUUACAAGGUUUCAAGAUUACUCCAACACAUGCUAUGAAGAUAACAUUUGCCAAAAAAUAACAUGUAACUUCAUAUAAUAAUGUGAAUAAGUUUAAGUUAGCUUAAUUUUUUUGUGAAUAAAGUCUGAAUAAUUGAGAACUGAUUUAAGCAUUGCACUUGGCUUAACAGCUCUCUGGCUGUGAUUAGUCAUUUAAGAACACA